AUGCUGGCCUCACAAAUCCUUCGCCGCAACAUUGCGCGCGCCCCAUCCGCGGCAUCCCGCCGCUUCAUUUCGCGCUCUCCGGCAACCGCCGCCGCCGAACCAACCAGCUCCGGCGGGGGCAGGCCUGGCUUCGCGCCCAGCGGCCGCUCUGUUUUCGAUACACACACCGUCGAGGAGCUCCAGGGAAUGUCCGCAAGGGAUAUUCUUCACGAGACUGGCUCGCGCAAAGACUCCCAAAUGCGGCACUUCACCGUCAACUUCGGUCCUCAGCAUCCAGCUGCUCACGGCGUGCUUCGUCUUAUCCUCGAGUUGAACGGAGAGGAGAUCCUGCGGGCCGACCCCCACGUCGGUCUGCUUCACCGAGGAACGGAGAAGCUCAUCGAGUACAAGACGUACAUGCAAGCGUUGCCAUACUUCGACCGUCUCGACUACGUUUCCAUGAUGACCAACGAGUUAUGCUACUCGAUGGCUGUUGAGAAGCUUCUGAAUAUUGAAGUGCCGACCCGCGCCAAGUGGAUUAGGACGUUGUUUGGCGAGCUUACUCGCAUUUUAAAUCAUCUCAUGGCCGUUUUGACACACGCUAUGGAUGUCGGCGCACUGACACCCUUCCUGUGGGGCUUCGAGGAGCGUGAAAAGCUCAUGGAGUUCUACGAGCGUGUUUCUGGUGCUCGCUUACACGCAGCGUACGUGCGCCCUGGUGGCGUCGCGUUCGACUUGCCGCAUGGCCUACUUGACGACAUCUUCAAGUGGUCGACACAGUUCGGCUCUCGCGUGGACGAGAUUGAGGAGGUCGUAACGGGCAACCGUAUCUGGAAGGAGCGUACCAUCGGCAUCGGAAAGGUCACGGCCCAGCAGGCACUCGACUACUCCUUUAGUGGUGUCAUGUUGCGUGGCUCGGGUGUGAAGUGGGAUAUUCGCAAGGUCGCGCCGUACGACAUGUACGAUCAGGUUGAGUUCGACGUCCCCGUCGGCAAGAACGGUGACUGCUACGACCGCUACCUCUGCCGUGUGCAAGAAUUCCGCGAGUCGCUGCGUAUCGUCAACCAAUGCUUGAACAAGAUCACCACCGGCGCCAUCAAAGUUGACGAUCAUAAGAUUGUUCCCCCACCUCGCGCUAGCAUGAAAGAGAGCAUGGAGAGCUUGAUCCACCACUUCAAGAUCUUCAGCGAGGGUUACUCGGUCCCGCCUGGCGAGACUUACUCUGCCAUUGAGGCCCCCAAGGGCGAGAUGGGUGUUUACCUGGUUUCGGACGGCACCAACAGGCCAUACCGUUGCAGUAUUCGCGCACCCGGCUUUGCUCACCUCGCUGGUGCCGACUUCAUGAUGAGACAUCACAUGAUUGCCGACGUUGUCGCCAUUAUCGGUACGAUGGACCUUGUGUUUGGUGAGGUUGACCGGUAG
Peniophora sp. CBMAI 1063 is the source of this 1401-nucleotide messenger RNA. The record is from the annotation of a GenBank genome assembly. NCBI's taxonomy places the organism in Eukaryota, Fungi, Basidiomycota, Agaricomycetes, Russulales, Peniophoraceae.